AUCAACCUCUACGAUUGAGAUCAGCUGGUCAACUCGUUCCUUCUCUUGGGCUUUCUGUAUCGAUCGAAUGUUAUCGGAAUCACCUCGUGGAACGACUUCCUGGUGAUCCGAUGUUGUGACCUCUUGAUUUGACUGACCCAGAACUUAAGUGAGAGAUUUGAUUUACUCUUUUUGCCAAUUUCCUCAAUCUGUCGCUGUCGUACUCAUCUGACGAAUGUUUUGUCAUCCUCAAUCGAAACCGUUUGAUUGGUUUUCAGGCUCGUCGUACUUGUUCAAUCAUUCUUUUGGUUUCGUUCUUUGAUUAAGUGUACUUUUCUUCAAACCCUCAAACGUGAGUAUUGUAUUCUUCAGUUCGUUUUCACUAAUUCGAUUGCAACAGACUAUUAAGACGAUUCUUCAGACCCAUAAUCUUUCAUUAUAUGUGCCAGCUUUCGACCAAAUUGACCAUUCGAUGCAAAGUUCUCUUCGGCUUACGAUGUCAGCAACGGCCUCUGAAGUCAGUAGUUGCACAAGUCCAAGUUCAAGUCCAGAGACUUCAACUGGGACACCCAACUCCUCACAGUCUACCUCUUGCUCUAAUCAUUGGGAGCCAUCACCUACUCCGAUCUGUACCAUUUCAUUACACAAAGCGAAGUCGAGAGAUGAUGUUUCUUCAUCUAAAGUCAUUGCAAGCUCGACCGUACCGAAAUGUGCCGUUUGGGAGCCAUCUCCAGGACCGAUCUGUACUAUCUCAUCAAAGCAAAUAGCUUCGGAUACCGUGACUUCAUCAACUACUGCAACUCAGACUCCAAAAUCUAUAUCCUCUGCCUCUAAUAGUUGGAAACCAUCUCCUCCUCCAAUAUCAUCUGCCGCUAAUAGUUGGAACCCAUCUCCUCCUCCAAUCUUAUUUCAACCUGAUAAUGAUAUCCAAUCAUCUUCCUUUCUGGAACUUGAAACACCGAGUAUUCCAGCUGGUCAAAAUCGUUCAAUUUCUGAAUUGAUUAAACAAUCACCUUGGAGAAAUGAUAAGUUAGACUUCUUUAAUCCAGAUUAUAAACGUAUCCGUAUCCGUCCUAAACCAGUUAAAUUAUCAUCUAGUAGUAAAAGAUUAAAAGGUACACUUAAGAAACUUAAAGUUAAUCACAAGAUGGAUGAGUUGUGA
Melampsora larici-populina 98AG31 is the source of this 1141-nucleotide messenger RNA. RefSeq lists its product as uncharacterized. The transcript has 4 exons. The record is from RefSeq and is a predicted model, not a curated record. The coding region runs from base 452 to 1141 and encodes 229 amino acids. Lineage: Eukaryota; Fungi; Basidiomycota; Pucciniomycetes; Pucciniales; Melampsoraceae.